AUGCCAGUCGGGCGGAGACGCGACGUGCUGCCGAGCGGCCAGCAGAGGGCGGCAGCGGGAGGGCGGAGAAAGGGCGUGUUGCCGAGCGGCCAGCAGAGGGCGGCGGCGGGAGGGAGGAGAAAGGGCGUGUUGCCGAGCGGCCAGCAGAGGGCGGCGGCGGGAGGGCGGAGAAAGGGCGUGUUGCCGAGCGGCCAGCAGAGGGCGGCGGCGGGAGGGCGGAGAAAGGGCGUAGGGCGGCAGCGCGGGGCGGGGGGGAGGGCGGAGAAAGGGCGUGUUGCUGAGCGGUCAGCAGAGGGCGGCAGCAGCAGCGGCGGCGGCGGGGUGGGGAGACGCGUUUUUCCGGGCGACCAGGAGAGGGCGGCAGCAGCGGCGGCGGCGGCGGCGGCGGCGGCGGGGUGGGGCGCAGACCCAGGGAUCCCCGGCCCUCCCGCCGCCGCCGCCGCCGCCGCCGCCGCCGCCACAGCGCCCCCCCCGCGCUCCCAGCCCGCCCCGGUUCCGGGGGUCGCGGGGCAGCAGGGGCUGCACACCUGCCGCUGCAGACGCACCAAGCAGCCCCCCGGGACGGGCCGGGCAGGCCUGCCCCGUCUCCCUCCGGCGGAACGGGGAGAGCUGCGAAGGUCCCGGCCGGGGUCCCCGCUCGAGGAAGAGAAAGGAGCAACGGAGCGAAGCAAGGGUGUUGAGGAAGGAGCCGGCCCGCGGGGCUCCUCACACGGCCUCCUAGAGCUCCAACCCUGCCCGGCCCCUCCGGCCUCCGGGAUGGAGAGCGAGCCGGCGAGGGGCUGGGGGUUUCCCGGGACGAUGGCGCGCCGCUCCCGCCCCGAAGCCGGCAGCGGCCCCAGAAGGUGGCAGAAAGUCCUGUACGAGCGGCAGCCCUUCCCCGAUAACUACGUGGACCAGAGGUUCCUGGAGGAGCUGCGGAAGAACGUCUCCGCCCGGAAGUACCGGUACCGGGCGGUGGUGUUCGAGUCGGGCGUGGUGAUCCAGCAGCUCUGCAGCGUCUGCGUCUUCGUCGUCAUCUGGUGGUACAUGGACGAGGGCCUGCUGGCCCCGCAGUGGCUCUUUGGGGCCGGGCUGGCCUCCUCCCUGCUGGGCUACGCCUUGUUCGACCUGAUCGACGGCGGCGCCGGGCGGAGGGAGAGCGGGCGCACCCGCUGGGCCGACCUGAAGAGCGCCUCGGUGUUCGUCGCCUUCACCUACGGCUUCUCCCCGGUGCUGAAGACCCUCACCGAGUCCGUCAGCACCGACACCACCUACGCCAUGUCGGUCUUCAUGCUGCUCGGCCACCUCAUCUUCUUCGACUACGGCGCCAACGCCGCCAUCGUGUCCAGCACCCUGUCGCUGAACAUGGCCAUCUUUGCCUCCGUCUGCCUGGCCUCCCGGCUGCCCCGCUCGCUGCACGCCUUCGUCAUGGUGACGUUCGCCAUCCAGAUCUUCGCCCUGUGGCCCAUGCUGCAGAAGAAGCUGAAGGCCCGCGCGCCCCCGGCCUACGUGGCGAUCACCCUGCUCUUUGCCCUCUCGUCCUUGGCGGGCCUGCUGACCAUCAGCGCCGUGGGGGCCGUCCUCUUCGCCCUCUUCCUACUUGCCAUCUCCUGCCUCUGCCCUUAUUACCUUAUCCGCCUGCAGCUCUUCAAAGAAAACAUUCACGGACCGUGGGAUGAGGCUGAAAUCAAAGAGGACCUUUCUCGGUUCCUCACCUAGAUGGGCUGAGGAGGAAGGGAGGACGUUGGUGAGGGGAGGAGGCUGGGAAGCCACAGGGAGAGAGGCUAAUGGAGUCGCAGGCCAAAGAAGAAAACAGAAAGGGGUUGACAAAGGGAGAGGUGGCCCGGCAUUGUUGGAAAAGACUUGUUCUUUCCUCCACAGGGCACCAGACCCUUCCAGCUGCUCUCUCGGGCUUUCAGGUUUGCUUGGGUGAAUAAAGAUGUGCGGUUUGUGAGAAAGAAUAUCACAUUUCUUGGGUCUGC
Molecule: messenger RNA, 1961 nt
Organism: Tachyglossus aculeatus (Australian echidna)
Lineage: Eukaryota; Metazoa; Chordata; Mammalia; Monotremata; Tachyglossidae
Gene: PIGC
Product: phosphatidylinositol glycan anchor biosynthesis class C
Exons: 4
Coding region: 1-1698 (565 amino acids)
Biological process (GO): GPI anchor biosynthetic process
Cellular component (GO): glycosylphosphatidylinositol-N-acetylglucosaminyltransferase (GPI-GnT) complex; membrane
Source: RefSeq, a predicted model, not a curated record